Molecule: messenger RNA, 579 nt
Organism: Hippoglossus stenolepis (Pacific halibut)
Lineage: Eukaryota; Metazoa; Chordata; Actinopteri; Pleuronectiformes; Pleuronectidae
Product: histone H2B
Exons: 1
Coding region: 18-392 (124 amino acids)
Cellular component (GO): nucleosome
Molecular function (GO): structural constituent of chromatin; protein heterodimerization activity; DNA binding
Source: RefSeq, a predicted model, not a curated record
CGAAUAAUAUCGUGACGAUGCCUGAACCAGUGAAGCCUGCGCCCAAGAAGGGCUCCAAGAAAGCGGUGGCGAAGGCCCCCGGUAAGGCCGGAAAGAAGAGGAGAAAGUCCAGGAAGGAGAGCUACGCCAUCUACGUGUACAAGGUGCUGAAGCAGGUCCACCCCGACACUGGGAUCUCCUCCAAGGCCAUGGGCAUCAUGAACUCCUUUGUGAGCGACAUCUUCGAGCGCAUCGCCGGUGAGGCCUCUCGUCUGGCUCAUUACAACAAGCGCUCCACCAUCACCUCCAGGGAGAUUCAGACCGCCGUCCGCCUGCUGCUGCCCGGGGAGCUGGCUAAACACGCCGUGUCUGAGGGCACCAAGGCCGUGACCAAGUACACCAGCUCCAAGUAAACGACUCUAAGGAAACAUCACAUCAAAGCAGCGGCUCUUUUAAGAGCCACACACUUUCUUUCUCACAAACUCAAAUAUAACACAGCACUUGAUAUCACUUUUUACUUGCUCACUUUCCUUUCCUGCCUGAUUUUUUUCUGAGUGACCAAUGACAGCUCACACAGUGUGUGUCUAUAAAAACGGUUAA